This is a messenger RNA of Trichobilharzia regenti, 875 nucleotides long. The record is from the annotation of a GenBank genome assembly. NCBI's taxonomy places the organism in Eukaryota, Metazoa, Platyhelminthes, Trematoda, Strigeidida, Schistosomatidae.
AUGGGGUUCCUUGGAUUAGACGUGUUCGAUGAAGUGAAGCGAAUGAACAAAAGACAGAUAUACUACCAGGUUUUAACUAUUGCCAUGGUCGUGGCUUCUGCUCUGAUGAUUUGGAAGCUUUUGGUAGUAUUAAGUUACAGUGAAAGUCCCUUAGUAGUGGUCUUGAGUGGUAGCAUGGAGCCUGCUUUUUACCGUGGUGACGUACUAUAUCUAACUAAUUAUCCCGACGAACCUAUCCGAGUGGGUGACAUUGUUGUCUUUAAAAUAGAAGGCAGGGAAAUUCCAAUUGUCCAUCGAGUGCUUAAACUGCAUGAAAGCGUUAAUGGCUCCAUUAAGUUCCUCACCAAGGGAGAUAACAAUCCUGUUCAUGAUCGUGGUUUAUAUGCUCCUGGUCAAGAUUGGUUGACACCAUCUCAUCUGAUAGGACGAGCAAGAGGCUUUAUUCCUCAUGUUGGACAAGUUACUAUUAUUAUGAAUGAAAAUCCCCGACUGAAGACAGGUUAUACCAGCCAGUUACAUUCCGAUCUGACCAAUGGUCUAAGCUAAACGGUCUUACCUUAAAUCCCUAUAAAUGUCACACUGUUAACUUCACCUUUAGGUAUAUAAACGUGAUCUACGAGGACUGGUUAGUUCACAUGAUGCUUGUAGCAUGGAGAGGGUACUGAAAUAGAAACUAAAUCUAACACAAAAUACCUUGAUGUCCUUCUAUUCUCCCAUCUUUCUUGAUCACUCCACAUCUUGUCCAUUUCUAAGAAAAUGUCUCGUCUAACCUACUACAUUAAGAAGUUAAGGCAAUCAGAAAUCCCUCAACCUCUACUUUUACAGUCUGUUAACUUUUGUAUUUUACCUGUUGUACUUUACUGCUCCCCUGUCUU